This is a messenger RNA of Astyanax mexicanus (Mexican tetra), 3900 nucleotides long. RefSeq names its product extracellular calcium-sensing receptor. The record is from RefSeq and is a predicted model, not a curated record. Bases 707 to 3262 code for a protein of 851 amino acids. Gene Ontology annotation, biological process: G protein-coupled receptor signaling pathway. Gene Ontology annotation, molecular function: G protein-coupled receptor activity. Gene Ontology annotation, cellular component: membrane. NCBI's taxonomy places the organism in Eukaryota, Metazoa, Chordata, Actinopteri, Characiformes, Acestrorhamphidae. The transcript is spliced from 6 exons.
UUGGGCUGGGGAGCACCCACAGUUCACCCAUCAUAAUCCAGGAUAACACAGUUGGUAGAACAUUCAGGCUACAACCUGGCGCUAACCACCAUGUGUCCAUAUCAGGUCAUAUCUCAGCUCUCUCCCCACAUGUACGAGUGUUAACAUUCUAGUGCACAUGCGCCUCAUAUAAGGCACUUAAAGUGACCGUAACAUUUCACUGUUACGAGAUUGUCUAUCAAAUCAAAUUCAAAUCAAAUUUAUUUGUAUAGCGCUUUUUACAACUGGUGUUGGCACAAAGCAGCCUUACAGAAACAUGAUCACAGGACAAAGAAUCAGGCAAAAACAUUAAACAUAGAAAAUACACAAUACAGAACCCCCAGUGUCUAUGUUCUUCAUAUGUGAGUAGUCCCAAUAUUUUGGCUCGUUUGUGUGCUUUUGCAGGAAUAGUUUUCACAAUAGUUCUCAUAACAUAAAAGGCCCUAGAUAUAUUACUAUACUGUAGACUGUAGAGAUUGUCACAUUUUCACACUCUUAUAGAACGUGCACAAAUCUUUUCAGAUUUCUGCAUUUGAAAGUCACACCUCCUUUCACUGUUGUCCUUCAGCGUAAUCUUACCACAGAGAAUUCAUCCUUCCAUAUAAAUAACAAAUAACAAGUCCUUUUACAUCCAUUCAGAUGAGGUGUCAGACCUAGCACACACUGAAUAGUUGUCUGUAAUAGGUAAAUGGAGUUGCUUUUUACUCUUUUGAAUGUGGUCAUGGCCACAGUUAGUGUUUCAGGUGGUAAUGCAACAUGUAGCCUCCAAGGAGAGUCAGCAUUUUCACAACUAUCGAAGGAUGGUGAAAUUAUAGUUGGUGGAAUAUUUUCCUUCCAUGGCAGCUCUGAGAUCCCAGACAUGUCCUAUAUUGUCAAACCACCUCCUCUAAAAUGCAAAAGUCUUAAUUUCAGAGCCUUCCAGUAUUCACAGACAUUGAUAUAUGCAAUAGAGGAGAUCAACAACAGCUCCUCUUUACUGCCUGGUGUCUCUCUGGGCUACAGAAUCUAUGAUAGCUGCAGCUCCACAGCAAUUGGGGUUAGAAUGGCCAUGGCACUUGUUAAUGGAAACGAGAACUCAGACUUGGAUGAGCCCUGUUCAAAACCAGCCCAGGUGCAAGCCAUAAUCGGAGAGACAUAUUCAUCAGUGUCAAUGGCUAUUGCAAGCACUAUCGGACCUUUCAGCAUUUCCAUUAUCAGCCACUAUGCCACCUGUGAGUGUCUCAGUGACAAAAGGAAAUAUCCCUCAUUUCUGCGCACUGUUCCCAGUGACUACCAUCAGACAAAAGCACUGGCAGAGAUGGUGAAGCACUUUGGCUGGACAUGGGUGGGAGCAAUCAGAAGAGAUGAUGAUUAUGGUAACAGUGGAAUGGCUGCAUUUACUGAAGCAGCCGAACAAAUAGGCAUAUGCCUAGAAUAUUCCCUUCCAUUCUUUAAAACUUACUCACAAGAAAAGGUGCUGAGGAUUAUUGAGCAGAUUAAAAGCUCCACUUCUCGAGUAAUAGUGGGAUUUCUUGACAGCUGGGACUUAGAGAGUCUGCUGAAUGUGUUUUAUGAGCACAACAUCACUGGAUACCAGUGGGUGGGAUCUGAGGCCUGGAUCUCUGAUCCAGUACUUGCUACAAAAGAUAGGAAUAACAUACUACAAGGAGCAAUUGGCCUAGCCAUCCCUAAAACAACAGUAACAGGUCUGAAAGACUUCAUUCUGGAUAUAUAUCCACUGAAAUCUAUUGGAAGUGGCAUAUUUACAGAACUCUGGGAGGCUUUGUUUCAGUGUACAUUUACAAAACAGAAUGAAUCUGAAAAUACAUCAGUGUGCACAGGAGAAGAGAAACUGUCUAAAGUGGAAAACACAUUUACUGACAUGUCCCUGAUGCCCAUUUUCAGUAAUGUGUAUAAAGGAGUUUAUGCUGUUGCUCAUACACUACAUGACCUUCUCGGCUGCACUCAAACAUGCCCCACAAAGAAGCAGCCUGAUCCUCUCACUUUUCUAGAACAUCUCAAAAAGGUGCAUUUUAAAACCAAAGAUGGAGAAGAAGUGUUUUUUGAUGAAAAUGGUGAUCCUCCUGCAAAAUAUGAGAUCAUAAACUGGCAUACAAAUCAAGAACACCAGCAUGAGUUUGUCACUGUUGGACUUUAUGACUCCUCUUUUCCACCUUAUGAUCGAUUAGCAGUAAACAUGGACUCUAUUGUGUGGGCUCAAAAUAGCAAGCAGGUGCCGAGGUCAGUGUGCAGUGAGAGCUGUCCUCCAGGCACCAGGAAAGCUGUACAGAAAGGGAAGCCGAUCUGCUGCUUUGACUGCAUACCAUGUGCAGAAGGAGAGAUCAGUAAUACUACAGAUUCAAUUAAAUGUGACCAAUGCAACCAAGACUACUGGUCAAAUACACGCAGAGAUGAAUGUGUAAAAAAGGAAAUUGAAUUUCUGUCCUAUGAAGAAACUAUGGGAAUUUUACUGACAGUGGUGUCUAUUGCUGGUGCAUUCAUGACAGUAUCAAUUACAACCAUUUUCUUUAGAUAUAAAAAUACCCCAAUAGUUAGAGCCAACAACUCAGAGCUGAGCUUUCUGCUGCUCUUCUCUCUGAAGCUGUGUUUCCUCUGUUCACUGACUUUCAUCGGUCAGCCCUCUGAGUGGUCCUGUAUGCUGCGUCACACAGCUUUUGGGAUCACCUUCGUUCUCUGCAUCUCCUGUGUUCUGGGGAAAACAAUAGUGGUGUUAAUGGCCUUCAGAGCUACACUUCCAGGCAGUAAUGCUAUGAAAUGGUUUGGGCCUCCACAGCAAAGACUCAGUGUUCUUGCUUUCACUCUCAUACAGGUCCUAAUUUGCAUCCUUUGGUUAACAAUAUCACCCCCUUUUCCUUUUAAAAAUCUAAAACGUUACAAGGAAAGGAUAAUUUUAGAAUGUCAUAUAGGAUCAAAUGUAGGUUUCUGGGCUGUGCUGGGUUAUAUAGGAAUUUUAGCUCUUUUGUGUUUUGUUUUAGCUUUUCUGGCUCGGAAGCUUCCUGAUAACUUUAAUGAAGCCAAAUUCAUCACGUUCAGCAUGCUCAUAUUCUGUGCAGUCUGGAUCACAUUUAUCCCAGCUUAUGUCAGCUCUCCUGGAAAAUUCACUGUCGCUGUGGAGAUAUUUGCUAUUUUGGCCUCAAGUUUUGGUUUACUUUUCUGUAUAUUUCUACCAAAAUGUUACAUAAUCAUAUUGAAACCAGAGAAAAACACUAAAAAACAAAUGAUGGCAAAAGUGCCAGCUAAGUGAAAUAAUUGUCUUAAAAAUAACUAAUGUUGUCCUAGGCUUAAGAUAAAAAAAUGACUGAAUGUUCGAAGCAAUAUAGAAAUAUUGUGUUUAUUGUGUACUCUUGUUUUAUUUUGUAUUGUGUAAAGGUUUCUAAUGGUAGGAGCAUUGUUAAUUGAAUAUCUUUGUUUUGCAAGAAAUUCUCAAAGUAUUUUUUAAAUGCUCAAGCCAGCAUUACUAACAUGGCUGUGCUGUUUUGAUGGCAGAAUUGUCCAAUCCCAAAGAAUACCUAGUAAGCAUAAAUUAUAUGAACAAAAGUAUGUGGACAGCUGCACACCAUUUUUAACCUAUAGGCAUGAAAUGACCAGGUGCUUGAUACACUUGUGACGUUAGGAAUUAAAAGAACUCGAGUUUAUUGAUUAAGAUGUAUGUUACAAUACAGUCCAUGUAUAUUGUAUCUUUUUGUUUCUGUUGAUGGGAUGAACAGUAGUUUAUCUAUAGGCUAGGUUUACCUGGUAAUGGGUUAAUUAUUAAACUAAAUAAUAAAUAAAAGAAAUUGGUGUAUGUAGGUAGGUACAGGUCAUUUGAUUGUAAAGGUAAAUAUUAUGUUUGUAUACAGAUGUUUCUAAAACAAAUAUAAACAAUAAAGUCAACAUUGUUGA